GGAGCAGAAGGAGCAGGUCGAGUUGCAGUCCUUCACUGUGGAGACAAGAGAUCUUGAGGGAAGGAGGAAUCCAUCAAAUCCCCCUCAGGAGCUGUUCUUCAGGAGGAUCUCUCAGGAAGUUCCAAGUCAGGACACCUCAGGAGGGAUGAAUAAAACAAAGUUGUCUGGUCUUUAUGGUGGAUCUGAAAGAGUGGUUGAACCUCAGACUCAAGAAGGUCUUGUGUCCUUCGAGGAGGUGGCUGUAUAUUUCUCUGAGGAGGAGCGGUCUCAGUUGAAUCCCCAGCAAAAAGCGCUGCAUUGGGAAGUCAUGCUGGAAAAUCAUAGGACCGUGGCCUCUCUGGGUAAUGAUGGGCAGGAGAAUAAAGAUUCCAGGGAACCACUCCAAAUGAUCAGGCAUGGAGACGGAACGGAGAAGCCUGCAAUUCAAAUGGAACUAGAAAGGCAUGACAGAAACCAGUCAAAUAGUUGGGAUAAGGAAAGCGCAUCUUCCACUGAUGCUCAGAUGCAAGACUUUGUUGCCCAACAAGGAAAAAUAAGGAAAAAGUAUAUUGGAGAAAGUGUAAAACUGUUCAAAGACAAAGUAGAUGUAAAUGAACACUAUCCAACCCAAACCAAAGGAGAAGACUAUAUAUGCAAAGAGAAUGGAAAAAAGUACAAUUGUACUUUCACUCUUUCUCUUGAAAAUGGGUCCCUUACAUCUCAUAAAAGGAUCCACACAGAAGAGAUGCCAUAUAAAU
Molecule: messenger RNA, 737 nt
Organism: Python bivittatus (Burmese python)
Lineage: Eukaryota; Metazoa; Chordata; Lepidosauria; Squamata; Pythonidae
Source: RefSeq, a predicted model, not a curated record